CAAGUAGAACAACAAAGAGACAAUUACAAAUCCCAAUUAGAAAAUCAUACUUGCCCUACUGUUCGGAAGUUUGCUGUAAAAAUGGAGAUUAUGCCACAAUUAAACAACAAUUAGACCAGCAAAAAGAAAAUUGUAAAACGCACCUAGCAGAAAAAGAAAAACAAAUCAUCUCUCAAAUCAUUACUGAAUAUCCUGAUGGUCAAGUUGUUGAUGAUUUACAACAACAAUUAAAAGAAAAAGGACAAAUAAUUGCUGAUUUAUCCAAACCGAGUGAGGAAAUUAAGGAACAAUUAGUAAAAUUGAGUCAAGAAUUAGGUUUAAGUGACCAAGUGCAGCAAUCUUUACAAAGUGCAACCAGUUAUUCGGAAUUAGUAAGUAAACAAAACCAGGUAUUUAGUGAAAAAAUACAAGGAGUAAUUAAACAAAAACAAAUGGCUCGAAAAUGA
This is a messenger RNA of Racocetra persica, 446 nucleotides long. NCBI's taxonomy places the organism in Eukaryota, Fungi, Glomeromycota, Glomeromycetes, Diversisporales, Gigasporaceae. The record is from the annotation of a GenBank genome assembly.